GGUGGGGGCACAGUGUCUAGAGCAGGGCGGGGGGACAUACACGGUGUAGGGAUAAAGUACAGGGCUUGGUUAAGGCUGAGGGGUGGGUAAGGCUGGGAGUAUGUGGACACAGCAGAGCACUCAAGGUCCCAAGCGACCUCCAUGGAGUGGUGGGGGCAGAACGGCCAAAGGGUGGGGGCUCGAAGGUCCCUGGGGGUCCGUACAAACAAGUACUUAUUUCCUUGGGGUGCUGGGAGGACAUGAGGAGCCGUUGGCACCCCUGGAACCCAUGAAGAUACUGGGAUCCAUCUGGGACAAGGACACUGCUCCCACUGCCGACACCCCACCUCCCCACUCAGUGUUACCCCCCGCUCCCAGCCUGCCGUCCCCUCCCCGGGCCUGGGCUCCGCUCUGUGCGGAGGGCCGGGGGUGCUGAGCCCGGCGCUGAGCUUUGGGCCGUCGCUGCCCCCUAGUGUCCUGGGAGCUCUGCGCAGGGCUCAGCCCCGUGCCGCUGGGACCCGAGCCCGCGGCAAACCCCGCACCGGCCCGCACAGCCCUGCGGGCACUGCCCGCCUUCCACGGCCCCGCAGCGUCACCACCCGGCCAUCCCCCCACCCGGGACCCUGCACGGCACCGUGGGGACCCCGGUACCACGAACCCAUCUCCGUGCUGCCCGAGGCACAGGUGCCUCUCUCCCUCAGCUCUGGGGAUGCGCAGGAGCGUCGGCACGGGCGAGAACAGCGUCCUCGCAGCCCGCACCCUGCACCCCGCAGCGCGGGUCGAUAACCGUGCGGGCGGCCGAGGCGGCGGCGCGGGGAGCGCCAAUGGGUGCCCGCAGCGCGGGGCGAGGGAGGCGGCUGGUUAAACUGGAACGAGGCGAGGCCCCUCGCCGCGGUCCCCGCCCCGGGGACUCUGACCCUGCGGGCCGGCGAGAGGAGCCCGAGCAGCCGGAGCCCGGCAGCGCCGCAGCCGCCGGCACGGAGCAGAGCGGGAUGGACCCCACCAUGGAGCUGGCAGACGACCCCAGGUUCCCGCGGCCGCUGGUGGAGAUGCUGAUGAGGAACUUCAGCGUGCCGGCAGCCUGCUUCUCCCUGCCGCCCACGGCCAGGCAGCUGUUGCACCAGCUGGACACGGCCCAGCUCACCAUCCUGGGCCUUGCCACUAUCAUGACGGUGGUGUCAGUCGCAAUCUUUGUGGAAGAAGCUUUUUACCUCACCCACAAGAUCCGCUGCCCCAUCAAGAUGAAGACACUCCGCUGGAGCAGCUCAGCCCCUACAGUUGUGUCUGUGGUCAGUUGCUUUGGGCUGUGGAUCCCACGCUCCAUGAUGGUGGUGGAGAUGGCUACCACGGCGUACUUUGCUGCCUGCUUCUACCUCCUGAUGCUGGUCAUGGUGGAGGGCUUUGGAGGGAAGGAGGCAGUGCUCAGUACGCUGAAGGACGUGCCCAUGGUGGUCAGCACUGGGCCCUGCUGCUGCUGCUGCCCCUGCCUUCCCCGAAUCACCAUGAGCAAGAGGAAGCUGCGACUGCUGAUGCUGGGGACUUUCCAGUACGCCUUCUGCAGGGCAGUGGCCGUCUUCCUGGGGCUGGUCCUGGCUACCGACGGGAACUACAACCCUGCUGAUAUCUCAGCAGAGAGCGUGGCCCUCUGGAUCAACACCGUGGUUGGGGCCUCCACCCUCUUCGGGCUCUGGGCCCUGGCCAUCCUCUUCCGCCAGGCCCGGCUGCACCUCACCGAGCAGAACAUCAAGGCCAAGUUCUCCUGUUUCCAGGUUCUCCUCGUGCUGACAGCCCUGCAGCCGGCCAUCUUCAGCAUCCUGGCCAACAGUGGCAGCAUCGCCUGCUCGCCGCCCUUCUCCUCCAAGGCGCGGUCACAGCAGAUGAACAUGCAGCUGCUCAUCCCCCAAACCUUCAUCCUGGCGGUGCUGACGCGCAUAUACUACCGCAAGCAGGACGACAAGCCGGGCUACCAGCCCCCCAGCUGGGCCCCUGCAGCCACCAACGCCAAGCCCUGAGCAGGGGGAGCAGCGGUGGGACCGAGGGGCAGAGCCAGGCAAAGGGCUGCUCUGCCCCAUACAACCACCUCCUCCUGCUCCAGCCCUGUGGAGCUGCCGGCUGCAGUGGAGGCCGAGGGGGAAAGGGCAUCUUGGUGUGGGUGAAUGGGUCUGGAGAGCUGAAAGGCAAAGGGAUCCGUGAAUCCACCUCCAGCCCAGGGAACUCUUUGUCUGGCACUGAAUAAAGGUAAAUUUGUACCUGA
Messenger RNA from Colius striatus (speckled mousebird), 2233 nucleotides. It is a transcript of the gene SLC51A, whose product is annotated as solute carrier family 51 member A. The record is from RefSeq and is a predicted model, not a curated record. Gene Ontology annotation, biological process: bile acid and bile salt transport. The coding region runs from base 804 to 1991 and encodes 395 amino acids. NCBI's taxonomy places the organism in Eukaryota, Metazoa, Chordata, Aves, Coliiformes, Coliidae. The transcript is spliced from 9 exons. Gene Ontology annotation, molecular function: transporter activity. Gene Ontology annotation, cellular component: endoplasmic reticulum membrane; plasma membrane.